GGACAAACGCGCUGAUAAUAACUGUUGCGUUACUGUAUUGUACGAUGUGCUUACCAAGUGCUGCUCCGCCUGGCUCCCCAGGAUGUUAUCCUAUACGAAACUACAAUAAGUCUCGAAAGAGAAAUGCUUCCUUGCAUGAAAAGGAGCGUUCAAAAUCUAUUAGUCAUGCUCGGGAAAAUACAAUAUCGAAUUCUGAACUUAACAUCCCUAAAAGCGUUAAGCUUCAAACCAAACCAGAAAACAGUUUCAAGGGGAAGCAAACUUGUGAACGUCGCGAAAAAUCUCGCAUUGCAGCUAAACAGCGGAGACAUCGUGAAAAUCAAGCUCUGGUAGAACUCUACUUAGCUUUACCGAUUCAGCAAAAUUUGGCCGCUGAUGUUUUAAAAAGUAAAUGCCAAAAAAAUGACUCGCUCAGAAUUAGAGGAUCAUAUGCAAACGUCAGAUAAUCUCUUACGAACUGGUUCGUCAUUUAAUGUCACUGGGGAAGUUGUUUUUGCUCCGACCUACCGUCUUGCUGCAACUAUAUUCAGGCAGCAUAAUUUAUCUACACCGGUGUUGGAAAAGGCUGUUAUCAUCCGCAUAGCCAGCAAUGCUUUGUGCUUGUACAACUGGCUUCAUCCUUCUUUUGAAUCAAAUUCAAAUAUGAAAUCACAGAGUAAAUCAGACUCAUCGUUAUCUUCUUUCACUUCGAUGGAAUUGUCGAAUUGUUGUACUACUCCUAACACUUCUGUUCGUACUGGUUUUACCUCUGUCAGUACUCUUACAAAACCCAUAUUAAGCGUGCAUUCAAAGAGUUUAAUGGCGAUUAUUGUCGAUGCUACAGAAAAUAUUAUUGUGUAUUCUCCACCGGCAUAUACUGAAUUAAUUGGUUUAUCAUGGGUUACUGCAAUCGGUUUGAAAUUGAAUGAAUUAGUGGCUCGACAAACAUCAGUUGGAUUUCCGUCAGAACUAAGAAGCCAUCAAUAUCAUCAUCACUCUUAUAAUCUACCAGAUAAUGAAAAUGUGCUUGUUGCUGAGAACUCAGUAAACACAAAUUAUAAACAGAGAUCUUCAUCUAAUCGCUAUGAAUUUGAAUGUACGGGAAUCGAUCAAACAGUAUCAUCUACACAUCCUUUCAAAUCAUCACAAAACCAACAGCAGCAAGUAAAUCCUGUGGAGAAACGUGUAUUGUCCGAAAUGAUUUGGCCAUCAUCAACUAGUACAAGUGAUCGACCAGUAUUUCUCAGUUCAAUCUUACCUACAACGACAAUUCCUACUUCUCAUACGGGAUAUUUAGACCAUUUGAACAAUGAAACAGAAGUAGGAGUCACACGAAAUGUUGAAGACUCUACGGCUGCUGUUACAGCUACUGGUAUGCCAAGUGGCAAAUGUAAAACAGACCAGGUAUGA
Molecule: messenger RNA, 1389 nt
Organism: Heterobilharzia americana
Lineage: Eukaryota; Metazoa; Platyhelminthes; Trematoda; Strigeidida; Schistosomatidae
Source: the annotation of a GenBank genome assembly